AUGGCUUGCGUAUCGGAUGAUAUGACAGAGCUGGUCAGAAUUUUUGCAAGUGGAAUGGUACCGAAGAAUGGAAUAUCACUUCUUCCAACAGCCUUAUUACCAAUAGAAUUACGAACGGGAGAUAUAAAAGGUCCUUUUCAUAUAAAUGACAAUCCAAGCACAUCAUAUACUCCAUUGACUCUCAUUGAUCAGUUUGGAAAGACCCAUUCAUUUGAAAUUAUUGAAAAAGAUCCUAUUCUAUCACGGAUACAAGCAUGUGCAGAUCCACUUGCAGUCAAUGCUGUUGCCUAUGUACUCGAUAAAAUUGUUCAACUUGUCAUUACAAAGGAUAUACGUCAAACGGAAACUAUAUUUACUGCCUUCUUAACCACAGCACCGUCCAUCAAUUUGGCUGAUAUUACUUCCGGAAAUUCAAUCUCUUCCUUCAAUGAUAAAAUCAGCGAUGGUGGAUCAGAGAAACGCUAUCCAUGUAACCAUUGUGGAUUGGCUAAGUUCAACAGUUUCGAAAAUUUAGCUGUACAUCAACAAAAAUAUUGUAAAAAAGCUGAAAAUAAUCGCUUAUCGACAGCAGCAAUGCUGAAAAGCCCAUCAAUUACCCCAAUGAACUCUCUUUCACAAACAAUAAUACCUCCAUUACAAACUUCCCUAACUACCCCAAGCACGUCUUCACUUCUUCUUCCACUCGGACUGACGAAUCCUAUGCAAUCUCAGAAUAUUGUUUUACUACCAAUUGCUCAACAUAAUCAACCUCAAUCAGAUCUCAUUCAGUUCCUUGGACCACCUCAAACGAUCAUCCCCAUAGCUAUUGGAAAACAAAAUUUUACGACUGGAUCAUUGGUACUACAGAAACCGUUUUGUGCAUCCAUUAAAACACCGCCUUCAAUUAAUUUUAGUAAUGAUGGCCUUAAUGUGACAGUUCCACUCGUACAAAUUGACACUCCAUGCAGCUCUAGUGCAUCAAUAAUCGGUACAGCUCUACCAGCAACAGUCAAUCCUAUACCGGAUGUAGCUCCCAGCACUAGUACAGUAUUCAAUACACUGAAUAUAACAACAAGUAAUCCAUCCAUGAAACGAGCACACGAUGGCAGUUCACUAUCCCCAAUGGAGAUAUCAAAGAGAGCACGACAUGACAGUAUAGCUGAAGCAACCAAUAAGGCAUUGGCUUCACAAUCAUUUUUUGCAAAAGCUGGAAGUUCAACAGAAGGAGAAAAGCCAUAUGUAUGCUCUUGUGGUGUUACAUUUUCAGCCAUGAACACAUUAAAAGCUCAUCGAACACUAUACUGCAAAGAUGUUGGACGACCAGAUGAUCAUCGUGAGCCAACACGGAAGUUGCCAUCGCGAUGUUCACAAUGUUCCUACGAACCACAGUCCAUAUCUCAAUUAUCAUUACAUAUAAGGAAUGUUCAUAAUGAUGUUCAAGCUUAUGUAUGUAAGGAGUGUGGUUAUCGAGGUUAUAGCAUACGGGGAAUACGAGGACAUAUGAGAUCCCAUCCAGAACUUGAAUGUAUGAAGCUUGAUGCUUUACUGGCUUCCUAUGUAACUGAAAUUAAAGGAAAUGAUAAUAAUCCUGGUUCAGAGACUGAAGUUAUUGUCACAUAA
Molecule: messenger RNA, 1599 nt
Organism: Auanema sp. JU1783
Lineage: Eukaryota; Metazoa; Nematoda; Chromadorea; Rhabditida; Rhabditidae
Source: the annotation of a GenBank genome assembly